Molecule: messenger RNA, 3290 nt
Organism: Solea senegalensis (Senegalese sole)
Lineage: Eukaryota; Metazoa; Chordata; Actinopteri; Pleuronectiformes; Soleidae
Gene: apbb1ip
Product: amyloid beta (A4) precursor protein-binding, family B, member 1 interacting protein
Exons: 14
Coding region: 431-2488 (685 amino acids)
Biological process (GO): signal transduction
Cellular component (GO): plasma membrane; cytosol
Source: RefSeq, a predicted model, not a curated record
UCUUCUCUCGUUUUACCUCCACACACUUCAUCAUCCGCUCAAGUCGCUGUCAAUCACCGACACGUCGCCUUGAUUGGAACUUUUUCCUGAUUAUGUAGCUGUGUGUGUGUGUGUGUGUGUGUGUGUGUGUGUGACACGCAGCGCUGCCCUGACAGGACUGUUGUGAAAGUGUCGAGCUCUGAGCAAGAAUGCAGUGACAGGUCUGGACCUGAACUUCCGCAUUUAGCAAGAAGAAAUCAAGUCAAAGUGAGAGAGAGAGACAGAGAGAGAGACAGAUGCAGUUCACACCAACACACUCAUCGCACAUGAGGUGUUUGGGGAAACUUUUUAUAUUAGACUGGUUAUUAAAAAAGGUUCACGUGGUGGAUCCGGUGUCCAUGAAGCCGUUAACCCUGAAACUGACUUAAAGGACUAAAACAUUUGAAAAAAGAUGGAUGACAUUGAUGCCAUGUUCAGCGACCUGCUGGGGGAGAUGGACCUCCUCACUCAGAGUCUGGAACAGGACACGGCACCUCCAGUGUCUCUUCCCCCGCCCACCAACACGGAAGCUAACUUCUCCUUUGGCUUCACUGACCUGAACGAGUCCUUACAUGAACUUGAGGACAAUGACUUGGAUGCGCUCAUGGCUGAUUUGGUCGCUGACCUCGAUGCGACUGAAAAGAAGCUGGCGGCAGACAUAGAAGGUCUGAAGGUGCCUUCACCACCACCACCACCUAAAGGCGAGAGCCUCCUCCCUUCCUCUCCGCUCGAUUACUCUGCAUCACCAGCGAGCAGCACGAGCAGCAGUGUUUGCACCCCGUCCUCCUCUGCUGCGUCCCCUUUACCACCUCCGCCUCCUCAGUCUACAAAGCCGACAAAGGAAGAAAUCGAGGCACAGAUGAAAGCAGACAAAAUCAAACUUGCUCUCGAGAAGCUCAAAGAGGCUAAAGUGAAAAAGUUGGUGGUGAAGGUGCUCAUGAACGACGGCAGCUCCAAGACGCUGAUGGUCGACGAGCGGCAGAACGUCAGGGAAGUUCUGGACAACCUGUUUGAGAAGACUCACUGUGACUGCAACGUGGACUGGAGCCUGUGCGAAACCAACCCUGAGCUGCAGCUUGAGCGGACGUUUGAAGACCACGAGAACCUCGUGGAGCCGCUCUUAGCGUGGACGAGGGACACCGAGAACAAAAUCCUCUUCAAAGAGUGCGGCCAGAAAUACGCGGUUUUCAAAAACCCACAGAACUUUUAUCUGUGGAAGAAGGACAAGAAAACUCUCAAAGACAUGAAAGACAAAGACAAGGAGAUAUUAAUAGAGGAGAACUUCUGCGGGACUUCCAUCAUCGUUCCCGACCUGGAGGCGGUGCUACACCUCAAAGAAGAUGGCAAGAAGUCCUGGAAGCAGAGGCUCUUCCAGCUGAGGGCCUCGGGGAUUUAUUAUGUGCCCAAAGGGAAGACCAAGUCGUCCCGUGACCUUGUUUGCUUCCUCCAGUUUGACAACGUGAACGUGUACUACGCCAAAGACUUCAGGAGUAAACACAAGGCUCCAACUGACUUCUGCUUUGUCCUGAAGCAUCCUCAGAUCCAGAAGGACUCUCAGUACAUCAAGUACCUGUGCUGUGAUGACGCUUGGACCAUGAACCUGUGGGUGACGGGAAUAAGGAUCGCAAAGUAUGGAGCUUCGUUGUACAAAAACUUUAAAACUGCGGAGAAGAAAGCGGUCGUCAACUCUGCGUGGACGAACCGAAGUGUCACGUCCAGCUCCAGCGAGUCAACGCCCUCACCCACCAUCAAAGCCAAAGCAAAUGGUCACGCUCCCAAGCCCCAACCUGAACCUGUGUUCAAGGAUGUUGGAACCUGCCCGCCUCCUCCUCCGCCGCCUCCUUCUCCACCAUUGACUGGAAUCCUCCCACCACCUCCUUCAGACCCAGCGUUUCCUCCUCCACCGCCUCCUCUCGCUGCCAAGAGUUCCUCCAAAGCUGCUGCACGGCAGCAACACCUGUCCACCAACUUCCCUCCACCUCCACCUGCGAUGGACCUCCCUCCUCCACCCCCACCUCCACCCAUGGACGAGUCAUCCGACACUCCACCAGACUUCCUCCCGCCGCCUCCUCCAGCCAUGGGUUCACUACCUCCUCCUCCUCCUUCUCUGCUGUCGGCCAACUCUCUACCACCUCCACCACCUCCUUGUUUCAAAGGCGUGGGCCAGUCUCUGCCUCCGCCACCACCAGACCCGGGCUUUUUACCGCCACUUCCUCCACCUGAGUCAGUCUUCGUAGCGACUGGGGCGCCGCCUCCACCGCCGCCGCCUCCUCCGCCACCUGCUGCCGCUGCUCGUGCCCCUGCCCCAAGAGCACCGGUGCGGGCGUCGGGGUCAGUGAAGAAGAUGCCUCCUAUGCCACCAAAGAGGACUACACCUUCACUGCGUGGAGGUGGUGGAGGAGGAGGAGGAGAUGGUGACUUGAUGUCAGAACUGAUGGUCGCCAUGAUGAAGAAACGUAGCAAUCCUUAGCCUGAGGAGAACGUGGACUUUGAGUGCGGUACGAACUCUCAGCUACAUCGACAAGCUUUUAAGGUGCAGUCUGUGACAUUUAGCAACUUUACUGGUGAAAAAUCUCUGGAAAAAAACACAGUAAUUCAUACAAUCAGGUGAUUGUACACUUAAAGAAAUAUAUUUAUAUAUCUAAAUUUAGGAGGGUUUAUGGACUGAAUUUGAAAAAAGUUACCCAGAGUAUACUAACUGUUUUGAUAGUCGGUUAAUCUGUCGAUUAUUUUCUCGAUUAUUGGAGUAAUUGUUUGGUUUAGAAAAUGUUGAAAAAUGUUGAUCGGGAGUUUUCCCAACAAACCAAAAUGAUUCAGUCUUAAUGAUUUCCGUGUCAAAGGAAGCAAUGAAGCCAGAAAAUAAGAAAAAGCUAGUAGUAGCAAUAGUAGUCAUGUUUGCCGAUAUCCCAUAAUACAUUUUAAAGCCAAAAUUGGCGAUGGCAAUGUUAAUGAUAAUUUUGUGCGUAACCUCCAUGUAGAGUCGUGAAUUAGUGUUUUGUUUUUUGUUUUUUGGACAUCCCUUUUUGGUACGUGACGGCCACCGUAGACCCCCUGCCCCCCCCGAGUUAGUUUAAAGAUUAAUUUUUGUAAAGUGUUAAAAGCAAAAACCAUGAUCUCUGUCUCACACACACUCAUUAGCAGCUGUUGUAAGUAAACAAUGUUUUUUGUUGGUUUCUGUUGACUUCUGGUGACUGUAAAUAUUGUCACGGAAAAAGCCAGUUAUGUCUUAUUUUUAAAUGAUUGUGACCUGAAUAAAAACCCUCCCUAAAUGA